UGUGGGGCUCAUGCAGCUGGUAUUCCAUCCUCAACUCUUCUUGAGCUGCUCACACUAGCUGCACGCGCGCUCCUGUCCACCUCCGUCCCUGUGCCGCAGUCUCCGUCUCUGUCUCCAUCUCUGUCCGGAUUUACUUCCCUAUUUUCCCGCUGCUGUCAGACACACGACCGGAGCAACCAUGGAGGCCAUCAAGAAGAAGAUGCAGAUGCUGAAGCUGGAUAAGGAGAACGCGAUAGACCGGGCAGAACAGGCUGAGGGGGACAAGAAGGGAGCAGAGGACAAAUGCAAACAGCUGGAGGAGGAGCUGCUGGGUCUGCAGAAGAAGCUGAAAGGUGUGGAGGAUGAGCUGGACAAAUACUCGGAGUCGUUGAAGGAUGCCCAGGAGAAGCUGGAGCAGGCGGAGAAGAAGGCAACAGAUGCUGAGGCAGAAGUGGCUUCUCUAAACAGACGUAUCCAGCUGGUGGAGGAGGAGUUGGACCGCGCUCAGGAGAGACUGGCGACGGCUCUGCAGAAGCUGGAGGAGGCGGAGAAGGCAGCAGAUGAGAGCGAGAGAGGAAUGAAGGUCAUAGAAAACAGAGCAUCAAAAGACGAGGAGAAAAUGGAGAUCCAGGAGAUGCAACUGAAGGAGGCCAAACACAUCGCUGAGGAGGCCGACCGCAAAUAUGAAGAGGUUGCCCGUAAGCUGGUGAUCCUGGAGGGCGAUCUGGAGCGCUCAGAGGAGCGUGCUGAGGUGGCUGAGGCUAAAUCAGGUGACCUUGAGGAAGAGUUGAAAAAUGUCACCAACAACUUGAAGUCUCUGGAAGCCCAGGCUGAGAAGUAUACACAAAAGGAGGACAAAUAUGAAGAAGAGAUUAAAGUUCUUAGUGACAAACUGAAAGAGGCGGAGACUCGUGCAGAGUUUGCAGAGCGGUCUGUGGCCAAGCUGGAGAAGACCAUCGACGAUUUGGAAGAGAAACUGACCCAGGCCAAAGAGGAGAACCUGGACAUGCACCAGGUGUUGGACCAAACCCUCCUGGAGCUCAACAAUCUAUAGAGCUCUCCUCAGCUCCCAGCACACCACAUCAGAUGUGACGAUUGGUUCAGAACUAGAUCUAUGGAGCCCCUACCAAGUGUCUUUAUGCAAACUAAGAGCUAUUUUGUGUGCAUUAGAAACUGUUGGAGGUCAUCAGAAGGAUCCUGUCAUCAAUAAAAAAGGUUGUGUGUGCACGUGGAAGUCAUAGCAAACAAUAACAUCAAGAGAAGUUGUUGCUUAACAAUUGUUUUGACCAAAACAUGACACAGCAGUUCUAAGUCAGUAAUGAUAAAAACAUGAUAGUUGCUAGUACACACAAAUGACAUUUCUCCUUUACCCAACAGUUUCUGAUGUGCACUUGAAAACGUAUUUGUUGUCUUUCUAUUGGUUGAUAAAGUGUGUUACAGAUAUGUCCCAGAUAUGUCAAAGACGUACACUAACUCUCAUACGACCUUCCUUACCAAUUUUGGGGCAAUACAAUUGUAUUAUGUUAAAAAAAAACACACAUUUUAGGCAGUUAUUUAGGUCAUUUUUAGGCAAGUCAGCAUUAGAGUUAUUUUCCAAAUACACCAAAAUAGAGGAAAUGUGUGUGAGACUGUUUUUAAAUGCUAAAAGCUGAAUUGAAUAAAGAGUUGGGAGCUGUAA
Messenger RNA from Gymnodraco acuticeps, 1657 nucleotides. RefSeq names its product tropomyosin beta chain. The record is from RefSeq and is a predicted model, not a curated record. Lineage: Eukaryota; Metazoa; Chordata; Actinopteri; Perciformes; Bathydraconidae. Gene Ontology annotation, molecular function: actin filament binding. Gene Ontology annotation, biological process: muscle contraction; actin filament organization. Gene Ontology annotation, cellular component: actin filament. The transcript is spliced from 9 exons. Bases 179 to 1033 code for a protein of 284 amino acids.